Leopardus geoffroyi (Geoffroy's cat) is the source of this 2978-nucleotide messenger RNA. RefSeq names its product CLN5 intracellular trafficking protein (gene CLN5). NCBI's taxonomy places the organism in Eukaryota, Metazoa, Chordata, Mammalia, Carnivora, Felidae. The record is from RefSeq and is a predicted model, not a curated record. Bases 79 to 1449 code for a protein of 456 amino acids. Gene Ontology annotation, molecular function: hydrolase activity, acting on glycosyl bonds. The transcript is spliced from 4 exons. Gene Ontology annotation, cellular component: lysosomal membrane; lysosome. Gene Ontology annotation, biological process: lysosome organization.
GUUACUGCGCAGAGGUCAGAAAACAGCUCCAAACGCGGUGAUCUCUACACAGACGCGGGGCCAGAAGAACAAGGCAUUAUGAGUCAGUUUCAGAAAAAGGAGGCCCCACGGCGCGGAUGGAGUGCGCCAGGGUGCCGGGCCCCAGCGCCGCGGCACGGUCUGCUGAGGGCAGGGGAAAUAGCUGCACUGCAGGGCUCCAGUGUCUCACCCCCAGGCAGGUGCCCCGCGCCCCAGUCUCCAGCCAGGGAGAGGGCGGGACCCGGCCGACCAAAGUGGCCCAGUCCAGGGGUCACACGGCUCGCGGGGGGCGGGGUUCCGCGCGCAUGCUCAGCUCGCGGGCCCUUCGCGUCGCCGGGCGCGGGAGGCGCCGGAAGCACCGGGAGCCGCCACAUGGCGCAGGCGGGGAGCGCUGGCCUAGGGGCCGGGGGGCAGAAGCCCGCGGGCGCGGCCCCGGGGUGCGCGCUUUGGCGCUGGGCCCUGGGGCUGCUGUGGCUGGCGUUGGCCGCCGCGGGCUCCUCCCGGCGCCAGUGGCCCGUGCCCUACAAACGCUUUUCCUUCCGCCCAGAACCAGAUCCUUAUUGUCAAGCUAAAUACACUUUCUGUCCAACCGGCUCACCUAUCCCAAUUAUGAAAGAUGAUGAUGUCAUUGAAGUCUUUCGGUUACAAGCCCCAGUAUGGGAAUUUAAAUAUGGGAAUCUCCUGGGACACCUGAAAAUUAUGCAUGAUGCCAUUGGAUUCAAGAGUACUUUAACUGGCCAGAACUACACAAUGGAAUGGUACGAACUUUUCCAACUUGGAAAUUGCACAUUUCCCCAUCUCCGACCUGAAAUGAAUGCCCCUUUCUGGUGUAAUCAAGGAGCUGCAUGCUUUUUUGAAGGAAUUGAUGAUAUUCACUGGAAGGCAAAUGGGACAUUAGUUCAAGUAGCAACUAUACCAGGAAACACAUUUAACAAGAUGGCAAAGUGGGUAAAAUGGGACAAUGAAACAGGGAUUUAUUAUGAGACAUGGACCGUCCAGGCCAGCCCAGAAAAGGGGGCGGAGACAUGGUUUGAAUCCUACGACUGUUCCAAAUUUGUGUUAAGGACAUAUAACAAGUUGGCUGAACUUGGAGCAGAGUUCAAGAAGAUAAAAACCAACUACACAAGAAUAUUUCUUUACAGUGGAGAGCCUACUUAUUUGGGAAAUGAAACGUCUAUUUUUGGGCCAACAGGAAAUCAGACUCUUGCUUUAGCCGUAAAAAGGUUUUAUUACCCCUUCAAACCAUAUUCAUCAACUAAAGAAUUUCUGUUCAGUUUCUUGCAAAUUUUUGAUGCAGUGAUUAUACACAGACAGUUCUAUUUGUUUUAUAAUUUUGAAUAUUGGUUUUUACCUAUGAAAUUCCCUUUUAUUAAAAUAACAUAUGAAGAAAUCCCUUUACCUAACAGAAACAGCACACUCUCUGGUUUAUAAAAUUUUAAUUCUUCUGCUUUUUUUUUUUUUUUUCUCCUGUCACCAGCAUAUAUGUUUUUCAGGUAGUGGUUUUACAUUCAUGGAUUUUCUUAGGCCCUUCUUCCUUGGAGCAGAAGGGUAGAAUGUACUUGGGCAGAACUGCAGCAUAUCAUCUCAGGACCUUUUUUGGAGAGGAGCUGAAACUCUCAUUGCAUUAGCCUAAGUGAGCCCAUUAGGUGAUCUUGAUUUCAAACUCCAAGCCUUUGUUAAAAUGAAUUACAGUUCAUAUCAGAUACAUAGGAUCUUUGGACCCCAUAUUUUUUAAUUGUGAAUAUGGUGUGCCCAGAUUUAAAAAUACCCUCAGUGACAUUUUCAUGGUGGGGGCUACUUUUCUCUGGUACAAUUACACUUUUUCAUUUAAGUACUUUUUGAUGGUUUAGACUGACUUUGCAACUUUUGUAACUUUGGGGACCAGGUCUAGUAGUUUGAUUUUGUUCUUUUACUUAAAGACUAAUUUGGAUACCAUGGCUGGAGUGGUUUUGCUUCCAGAUGUGGUAAAAAGUGUUAAAGAGCACAAGUUCCUAGCUAGCAUUUUAGAACUAGCCAGUAACUGGCAUUUUGUGAUGUAGGCAGCUUAGCAUUUCUGAACCUUAGCAUCCUUAUCUCUAAGAGGAGUCAUCCGUCAGGAUUGUUGCAAAAAUUGAAGCCAUGUAUGUUUGGCAUAGGAAAGUUACAGAAAAUGGUAGCUACAAUGAUGAAUCAAAGAACAAACUGCCGUCCUUGAUCUGGCCAUAAUGUAGUUUACAUGCCAACCUUUCCUGGAUUUUAUAGUAAUAAUCUAAAGUUUGAGCUGACAGCUUUAAUGCUUCUGCAGUUGUUUAAGCACAUUGGGACAUGGAAGUACCUGACUGCAGACACGUCUGGGUGAAUAGGCACCAUAUGACUCCUUUACUGCUUCAUGUAGUCCUUCCACCCUAGUAGAGGUGCCAGCUCAGUAGGAGGGUACACUUCUCAGGGGACAGGUCUUUGUCAAGGGUCUCCAAGUAGCUGUGCUUCCAUUUAGGGCCAUCAAACAAGGUUUCAGGGUCCUUUAAAUGCCUAAUGACCAACUGAACACUAUCUAUUCAUGGAAAAAAGGCCAGUCAGUAAGAUGAUGAAGCAGAGACCAUCUGUUUAAUAUGUAAACUAUGUUGUUCAGUUUCUACCAACAUUUGAGUGUCUCCUGAGAGGUUAGUACAUUCAGUUCUCCUACAAAGCCUAAACACAGGUACUAUUUACCUGAUCAAAUGAGUAAAUUGGGGCUUAGAAAGUCUAAAUGACCUUUCCAGGGCUACCCUGCUAUUGGUAAUGGAGCCACAUCUUGAACCAGUUCUGACUGGAUGGGAUACAUGAUCAAGCAAGGUUUCAUUGUCAGAGUGUAGUCCUCAGAUCCAUGCCUGUACCAUAAGUUACUAACACCGCAGGUUACUGGUCAAGCACAGAUACUGGUGGGAAACUUCUUUUAAAGUAAUUUUGUUUUUGUUGAAUCUAAUAAAAAAAUGGGGCUUGUA